Cyprinodon tularosa is the source of this 2948-nucleotide messenger RNA. It is a transcript of the gene dnaja1, whose product is annotated as DnaJ heat shock protein family (Hsp40) member A1. Gene Ontology annotation, cellular component: cytosol; cytoplasm. The record is from RefSeq and is a predicted model, not a curated record. Gene Ontology annotation, molecular function: Hsp70 protein binding; ATP binding. The coding region runs from base 175 to 1398 and encodes 407 amino acids. Gene Ontology annotation, biological process: protein refolding; response to heat. NCBI's taxonomy places the organism in Eukaryota, Metazoa, Chordata, Actinopteri, Cyprinodontiformes, Cyprinodontidae. The transcript has 9 exons.
AGCAAUCCCCAGUUUGCGCGUGGUUUCCAAGGCUAACUUCUCGCGAGAUUACAACGUGAACGGGGCUGGAGUGUUUUCGCUUGGCACGCGGGCCAGGAAGGUUCUCGAAGAAAGGCUUUGAUGUGAGUCUGCUGCUUGUUGUCUUCAUACAAAGGAUUAUCUGAUAGGGGGAAGAUGGUGAAGGAAACAGGUUUUUAUGACACACUCGGUGUUAAACCGAACGCAACUCACGAUGAACUUAAAAAAGCCUACCGUAAAUUAGCCUUAAAGUAUCACCCUGACAAAAACCCUACUGAAGGAGAAAAGUUCAAACAGAUCUCACAAGCAUACGAGGUGCUAUCAGAUGCCAAGAAGAGAGAGGUGUAUGACCGUGGAGGUGAAAAGGCUAUAAAAGAAGGUGGAACAAGCGGCAGCAGCGGAGGGGGUGGUUUCACAUCCCCCAUGGAUAUCUUCGACCUGUUUUUUGGUGGAGGCAGUCGGAUGCACAGAGAACGAAAAGGAAAGAAUAUUGUCCAUCAGAUCACUGUGACCCUGGAGGAUCUUUACAACGGAGCAACCAGAAAACUCUCCGUACAGAAGAACUGCAUUUGUGAGAGAUGUGAAGGUCGUGGAAGUCGUAAAGGAGCUGCACAGAUGUGCAUGUCCUGCCAUGGUACUGGAGUGCAGGUCCGCAUGCAUCAGUUACUUCCCGGUAUGGUUCAGCAAGUGUCCACGGUGUGCCACAGCUGUCAGGGAGAAGGACAGAGAAUCAGCCAGAAGGACCGCUGCAAAACAUGCGGAGGACGCAAGAUCAUGCGGCAGAAGAAGAUCCUGGAGGUUCACAUCGACAAAGGAAUGAAAGAUGGGCAGAAGAUCAUUUUUCAUGGUGAGGGGGACCAGGAGCCAGGGCUGGAACCAGGUGAUAUCAUCAUCGUCCUCGACCAGCAGGAGCAUGCAGUUUUUACACGGAGAGAAGAAGACCUGCUGAUGUCGAUGGAACUGCAGCUGGUCGAGGCUUUGUGUGGUUUUAAGAAACCGGUUCAGACGCUGGAUGGCAGAACUCUCCUGGUCACAUCCCAUCCAGGAGAGCUAAUUAAACCUGCAGACACAAAGUGUGUCCUGAAUGAGGGGAUGCCCAUGUAUCGCAGACCUUUCGAGAAAGGACGUCUUAUUAUUCAUUUCUCGGUGGUGUUCCCGCAUGCCAAUUUCCUCCCCAAGCACAAGCUGAAGGAGCUGGAGCACUACCUCCCUAGAAAGGUGGACACAGAGGAGAUGGACAGCAUGGACGAAGACCUCUACAUCUAUGCCGACCUGGAGGACUGUGACUUGGAAAGCAGACGAAGACACAGGCAUCAGUACUACUACAUGGACGAGGACGACUACUCCAGCACCGGCGGCGUUCAGUGCCACACGUCUUAAGUCCCAUCUUGAGACCAAAAUCCCCAUCUCUGAUGCAAUGCACCUUUUUGGACUUUUGUGCACAUUUUUCAUUCCAUCAACUUAUUUUACUUUUAAUUUCCGUCCUAGCACAAUUUUAAAUGUCUGGACUCUCUAUUUGUCAGCGGAUUGUGUUUUUUUGGACUUGACCUUAAGUUCCACAUUCUUCUUGUGACCAUAGCUCCAUUUACACUAGCCUUUUUGAAACUGCUCUCAUUGAAAUUUGGGGCGGAGGAUGCUAUCCAGGCACAUAAGUUCCUUAAUGUUAUGGGCGUCGCCAUUUUUGUUUGCAUAAUUCCCGCCUUGAGAUCUGUAGUAUCAUGGACCACAGCUAAAAGGCAAGGAACCAUGCUAGGGUGAUGUAUAAAUGGUCGUAAGAACCGAGCUCGGCCCGGUUAACUGAUCCAACCUCCAUCUGACCGCGGCACGGAUCAGUUUCAGAAGGCUAGUGUAAACGAGGCACAUAUUUCAAUCUUUUUUGUUGUUCUAAAGCACUGUGGUUAAACAUGAGGGUUGUUAUCCCAGUGUCUUUAGACAAAUUUAAAGCAUUUACACUAAAACUGAUGCCAAUAUUCCUUUAAAGAUAACCUGAUUUUAAGUGGUGUUACUUGCUGGUUGUAAACAAUUUGUUAAUGACUGUUGGUUGUUUUAAGAAGCUUUCAGAUCGAGAACUGUGCUGAAACUUGAUUUGAAUUUUUGAUGCUGACUUACCCUUUAAAGGGCUAUUAUGAGACAGUUUUAAUGAAUCUUAAAAUGUGACUGGAAGAUGUGAGUUUGAACAAAGGGGGCAGUACUUUUAAAGGUUCAAGCCACUAAAUUGUAGAUAUUUCAAGCUGAUAUUUAAGUUUAGUAUUUCACUCAUUCUUAGCUUCAGUUCUGUCUUGGGUUUGAUAUCAGAUGUUUAACUGAGUGUUUUCUGUGCGUGGUUGUUAAAAAAGAAAGCAAUUUACAGAUGUUUAAAACCCUCCAAUCAUGUGAUUUGCGAACGUUAUUGGUUGUAACCCCAGGGUAUAAAGUGCCUGUUGUAGCUACAUUGUCAAAUGAAGAUUAACCAAGGUGUGGAUUCCUUAUGUAAAGACGUGGUCAAAAAGUCGGCAGAAAAAGAUGCACAUAAAUUAGGAAUUCAGACAACUAAUCAAAGUACAAAGAGGAAUAUUUUGGUGCGUUUGUAUUGGUACCGAAGUUGAUCAUUGUCAUGUAAAAACCAGAUGGGAUCUGCAAGGUUCCAGAGGGAUUUAAAUGGGGCAAGUCUUGUACCUCAUUAAAGUGUCGUCUUUUUCAACGCCUUAUAAAUCAACUUGAAGUAGCUGGAUGAUGCGGUGGUCGUCUCCUGACGUUGGUUAGCAGAACUGCUUCCACAAGGACGCAUUCAGGAGAUCAUCUCCUCAAAGCAGGUUCUAUUUGAAAGUAUUCAAGGUGUGAUGAAUGAUUCUGAAGUAAGUUAGCUAGAGUGUUCUUUUAACUCCAUUGAUGUUCGGACCAAGAAUGUGAUCAUGUUUUGUUAAUAAAUAGCAUUUUGGGGUCUUAAGUCA